Messenger RNA from Glycine soja, 471 nucleotides. Its product is annotated as probable transcription factor At5g61620. The transcript has 3 exons. The record is from RefSeq and is a predicted model, not a curated record. NCBI's taxonomy places the organism in Eukaryota, Viridiplantae, Streptophyta, Magnoliopsida, Fabales, Fabaceae. Bases 1 to 471 code for a protein of 156 amino acids. Gene Ontology annotation, biological process: response to ethylene; response to auxin; response to gibberellin. Gene Ontology annotation, molecular function: DNA binding.
AUGACAUGCAAUGAGAAAAGUGAAGGGUGUUUGAUGCUAUUUGGUGUGAACAUUCUUGCAAAGAACCCUAUAAGAGAUGGUGUCCCCAAAUGUUCAAGUAUGCUAAACCGCAGUUAUUGCCAUGGAGAGGAGGAGAUUAAUGCCAAUAAAGAAAAUUCUGAAGGUGGAUAUUUGUCUGAUGUUCUUGUUCAACAACGACAUAACUUCCAUGACAAGAAAAAUAAGGGAAAACCUUGGACUGAGAAAGAACAUAAGGAUUUCCUAAGUGGUUUAAAGCAUCUUGGAAAAGGUAACUGGAAGGAAAUCUCAAAGAACUAUGUGAGAACAAAGACUCCCACCCAAGUUGCAAGUCAUGCACAAAAGUAUUUUCUUAGAAUUGGUGCUAUCGAGACAAGAAAACGUAGAAGAAGCCUCUUUGACAUACCAUUGGAAGAGGAUGGAACUUCAAAAGUUUUCCGAGAUUCCCAUUAA